GAAUUUUGGAAUAUAAUCGAUCCAUGACUACCAUGAGAAUCUGAAGAAAGUAAUGGUGUACUUUCUGAUCCACUAUCAUGUCGGGUUUAAAUAUAUUAGAAAAAAGGAAAUAUGUCAAGUGCAGUGAGCAGUUUAUCGGUGGAGACGAAAGUGUAUGAAGGCCAAAAGCCGGGUACAUCUGGACUUCGAAAGGCUGUUAAAGUUUUUCAACAAGAACAUUAUACUGAAAAUUUUGUCCAAGCUAUAUUAGAUGCUUUGGGUAAUCAAUGUGUCGGAUCUACUCUCGUUGUUGGUGGUGAUGGACGUUAUUAUGGAAAAGAUGCUGUUAAAAAGAUCAUUAGAAUUGCUGCUGCCAAUGGGGUAAGGAGGUUGAUUGUUGGGCAAAAUGGAAUCCUUUCGACACCAGCUGUAUCCGCAAUAAUUCGUAAAUACAAAACACAAGGAGGAAUAGUAUUAACUGCGUCGCACAAUCCUGGUGGUCCUAAUGCUGAUUUUGGAAUCAAAUUUAACUGUGAAAAUGGAGGACCUGCUCCUGAUGGAGUUACUAAUAAAAUAUAUGAAAUUACUAAAACUUUAACAAGUUAUAAAAUAAUACCAGAGAUAAACGUAGAUAUUGAUCAAAUUCAAAAUGUUUCUAUUCAAGUCGAUGGGAAACCAUUUGAUGUUGAUAUAGUAGAUUCCGUAAAUGAUUAUUUAGAACUUAUGAAAGAAAUUUUUGAUUUUACUAGUAUUCGAAGUUUAUUGCAAGGAAGUGAACAAAGACCAGCUUUCAAGGUUCUCAUUAAUGGAAUGAAUGGAGUUACGGGACCUUAUAUUAAACGUAUAUUUAGUGAUGAAUUAGGUGUGGAUAAUUCAAGUCUCGUUAAUAUCAUUCCGUUAGAAGAUUUUGGAGGACUUCAUCCUGAUCCAAAUUUAACUUACGCCAUAGAUUUGGUAAACGCCAUGAAAAAUAAUCCUAAUAAUGAUUUUGGAGCUGCUUUUGAUGGGGAUGGAGAUAGAAAUAUGAUACUAGGAAAAAAUGCUUUCUUUGUAACACCUUCUGAUUCAUUAGCAGUAUUGGCUGCUAAUUUAACAUUAAUACCUUAUUUUCAAAAGACCGGUGUUAAAGGAUAUGCAAGAUCUAUGCCGACAGGUGCAGCUGUAGAUAGAGUGGCUCUUAAAGCUGCAGUUACAUGUUUUGAAGUACCUACUGGUUGGAAGUAUUUUGGAAAUUUGAUGGAUGCUGGUCGUCUAUCACUUUGCGGAGAAGAAAGCUUUGGUACAGGUUCUGAUCAUAUACGUGAAAAAGAUGGCAUAUGGGCUUGUCUUGCAUGGCUCAAUGUUAUCGCUAAACUUGGAAAAUCUGUUCAAGACAUAUUAUUAGAUCAUUGGAAAGUUUAUGGACGGAAUUUCUUUACGAGAUAUGACUACGAGAAUUGCGAAGUAGAAAGUGCAAAUAAAGUGAUGCAGGAGGUUGAAACAGUCAUUCAAACAGCAGGAUUUAUUGGUAAAACCUUAUCUUCGGAAAAUAAAACUUAUACCGUUAAACUUGCAGACAAUUACUCGUACACUGAUCCCGUUGAUGGAAGUCAAGCCAAUAAACAAGGCUUACGGAUAUUAUUUGAAGAUGGUUCUCGUAUAAUAUAUCGUUUAUCCGGAACUGGAAGUUCAGGAGCAACCAUUCGUUUAUAUAUUGAUAGCUAUGAAAAUGAUCAAUCUGUUUACGAAAAGGAUGCUCAACUAAUUUUAAAACCAUUAGUCAACAUUGCAUUAGAUUUAAGUAAAUUAUCUCAGCAUACAGGACGCGAUGCACCAACUGUCAUCACAUAAAGAGGUAAUGUGUAUUGUUCUCCCAAGUAUUUCUUACGGUUUCAGUUUCACAUUUCAUAAUAAUAAUAAAAAAAAAAAAAAAAGUAAAACUAUUUGUGAAUAAAUAAAAAAGAAACAUGUGCCAUUCUAUUGUUAUAAUUAGGACAGAUUAACAUUUUGGAAAAUUUCAUUGUUCAUUAUUCAGUAAAUCUUUCCAUUUUUAUACAGAUUUUUACUUACAUUAAUAUGUGAAAGCAAUAUAUUAAUGUCUUGUUAGAAAAUAGUACACUAUUCAUAUAGUGUCAUAAUCAUUACGUUAACGUAUCAUUAAACUUGAAAAUUAAUGAGUGAUUUAGAUGCACAUUUUUUUAAUACACAAAUUUCUUGUGCAAAGCCAUAAAGUAUAAACUAUAUAUAUAUAUAUACUAUAUAUAUAGAUAGAUGAAAGAAAAAAGACAAUAUAAAUGUUUUGCUUUGAUAUAAAAAUAAUCUUCUUAAUCUCAUAAAAUUGUACUACUGCAAACAAAUUAUGCUAUUCUUUCAUUUAACUUUUAUUAUAUUAAUAUUAUUAUAUAGAUUUGAAAAUGUUCAUUUUCUAAAACAAGAAAUGAGUUUUACAUUAAUAUAGAAAAAGUCGGCACUAAAAAUCACAUUUUAAUGCAAGUUUUUUGCAACAUUUACACUUAAAUUGUUGUUUUUUUUUUUUUUAAUUUUUUUUUUUUAUAAAAAUAUCAAUUAAUUUUACCGUUGUACUAAAAUAAUCUAAUGUAAAUUUUUGUUUGGUAAUGAGCUUAUGUUUGUAAUGAUCACUAUUAGUUAUAUAUGAUUAGAAAAUGUGGUUCAAAUGGCAUCUGACACGGCUCAAUUAAAUCCUAUUUAAGAAUAACUAUUUACUGCGAUUAAAUGAACACGCAGUUAUUAGAAAAAAAGAAUUAUUUAUAAAAGUUUAAAAUGAUGUAUGUAAAAAUGAUUCGAUAUGGAACAAAAUAUAGUAA
Messenger RNA from Polistes dominula (European paper wasp), 2783 nucleotides. It is a transcript of the gene Pgm1, whose product is annotated as phosphoglucose mutase 1. NCBI's taxonomy places the organism in Eukaryota, Metazoa, Arthropoda, Insecta, Hymenoptera, Vespidae. The record is from RefSeq and is a predicted model, not a curated record. Gene Ontology annotation, cellular component: cytosol. Gene Ontology annotation, biological process: carbohydrate metabolic process. Gene Ontology annotation, molecular function: phosphoglucomutase activity; magnesium ion binding.